Molecule: messenger RNA, 3363 nt
Organism: Hyaena hyaena (striped hyena)
Lineage: Eukaryota; Metazoa; Chordata; Mammalia; Carnivora; Hyaenidae
Gene: KLHL8
Product: kelch like family member 8
Exons: 11
Coding region: 459-2318 (619 amino acids)
Molecular function (GO): protein binding
Source: RefSeq, a predicted model, not a curated record
UUCUCGGGGCCGAGCCGAGAGGACGCCGGGCGCCUGCCGGGGCUCUGCGGGGCCGCGCAGGAGGGCGCGCGUCCGUCGGGUGCUCGCGCGGGUCGAGUGCGGCGCCGCUAGGUGCUGCGGGCAGACGCUGGGUUGCGCGAGCCUGGUUGCGCGGCUGCAUCCUUGGCGAGGCCGGGAGGAGCCGAGCGGAGGGACCAGCGGAGGAUCGAGUGUUAGGUUGCUGCGCUCCGAGGCUCUACAGUGUGAAGCAACUUCUGUUUCUGGAUCAGUUACAAGGAACAUUCACAAGGCCUGAAGAGUAGGAGUCUCAGCCAAUUGGACAAUGGCAAUUUGAGUGGGUUUUGAAAAAUGUUUGAAGGUUAGUGGACUGCAUCUACCUUCUACUUCCUCUGCACACUUUUUAAGAGAAUAAAUGGAAUGUUUGAGAAGAGAGCUAUAUUAAAAGAAGAGUGUUGCAAAUGGCUUCAGAAUCUGUGAAUGCAAAACAAGCUAGGAAUCACUGCACAAAGGGGAAAAGGCAGCAGCACCAGCAAAUAAAGAAUAGGUCUUCAGUUACUGAUGGUGAUGGAGAAGACUCUUUUAUCUUUGAAGCUAAUGAAGCUUGGAAAGAUUUUCAUGGUUCCCUUCUUCGAUUUUAUGAAAAUGGAGAACUGUGUGAUGUCACACUAAAGGUUGGCUCAAAGCUAAUCUCUUGUCACAAACUAGUAUUGGCUUGUGUUAUCCCCUACUUCAGAGCCAUGUUUCUCUCUGAAAUGGCUGAAGCUAAGCAAACACUGAUUGAGAUCAGAGAUUUUGAUGGUGAUGCAAUCGAAGACUUGGUAAAGUUUGUCUAUUCUUCACGGCUCACUUUGACUGUUGACAAUGUCCAACCUCUUUUAUAUGCGGCCUGUAUUCUACAGGUUGAACUGGUGGCUAGAGCUUGUUGUGAAUACAUGAAGUUACAUUUUCAUCCGUCCAACUGCCUGGCAGUAAGAGCCUUUGCAGAAAGUCACAAUCGAAUAGACUUAAUGGACAUGGCGGAUCAGUAUGCCUGUGAGCAUUUUACUGAAGUAGUGGAGUGUGAAGACUUUGUAAGUGUGUCACCCCAGCAUCUCCAUAAGCUCUUGUCCUCCAGUGACCUAAAUAUUGAGAAUGAAAAGCAGGUCUAUAGCGCAGCCAUCAAGUGGCUUCUUGCGAAUCCUCAGCAUCAUUCCAAAUGGUUGGAUGAAACACUAGCACAGGUUCGUUUGCCGCUGUUGCCAGUUGAUUUUCUUAUGGGUGUUGUGGCAAAAGAACAGAUUGUCAAGCAAAAUCUAAAAUGUAGAGAUUUAUUGGAUGAAGCAAGAAAUUACCAUCUUCACUUGAGUAGCAGAGCAGUACCUGACUUUGAAUAUUCUAUUCGGACUACUCCAAGGAAACAUACUGCUGGUGUGCUGUUUUGUGUAGGUGGUAGAGGUGGAUCUGGUGACCCCUUUCGCAGUAUUGAAUGCUAUUCUAUCAACAAAAACAGUUGGUUUUUUGGGCCAGAAAUGAAUAGUCGAAGGCGACACGUCGGUGUAAUCUCUGUAGAAGGUAAAGUAUAUGCGGUAGGUGGACAUGAUGGAAAUGAACAUUUAGGUAGCAUGGAGAUGUUUGAUCCUCUCACUAAUAAAUGGAUGAUGAAGGCUUCAAUGAACACAAAGAGGCGAGGCAUAGCCUUGGCCUCCUUGGGAGGUCCAAUUUAUGCAAUUGGAGGGUUAGAUGACAACACUUGCUUCAAUGAUGUAGAGAGAUAUGACAUAGAAUCUGAUCAAUGGAGUACAGUGGCACCAAUGAAUACUCCCCGUGGAGGAGUUGGCUCUGUGGCUCUUAUAAAUCAUGUUUAUGCAGUAGGUGGCAAUGAUGGAGUAGCUUCUUUAUCUAGUGUGGAGAGGUAUGAUCCACAUCUGGAUAAGUGGAUAGAAGUUAAAGAAAUGGGUCAACGAAGAGCAGGCAAUGGAGUUAGUGAGCUCCAUGGUUGCUUAUACGUUGUUGGUGGUUUUGAUGAUAAUUCUCCUCUGAGUUCAGUUGAGCGGUAUGACCCUCGAAGCAACAAGUGGGAUUAUGUAGCAGCACUUACCACUCCCAGGGGUGGAGUGGGGAUCGCAACAGUGAUGGGCAAAAUCUUUGCAGUUGGUGGUCAUAAUGGAAAUGCAUACUUAAAUACAGUGGAAGCAUUUGAUCCCGUGCUGAAUAGGUGGGAGCUGGUUGGAUCUGUGUCUCACUGCAGAGCCGGAGCAGGUGUAGCUGUGUGCGCCUGUCUAACUAGCCAAAUUCGAGAUGUAGGCCAUGGAUCAAACAAUGUAGUGGACUGUAUGUGAUUUGAGGUCCAGCCACCAACAAUUCAGUCGUAUUUCAUAUGCAGGAAAGACAACCAAGAUUUUCUAUGAUCACCUUUCACUACUGCCAGAGUCUUAUUUUAAAUGGAAACUGUUGUAUUGUGACUAAGUGCAAGAUCUAGAUGGUAAUUGAAGAAUUCUUAGUAGUAAAGGUAAAUUUGAUACUUCCCACUUUAGCAAAUAAUGGGAUAGGGAAGGAAAACAAUCUAACCUGAAACCAUACCUCCUCUAAAAAAUCUUUAAAAUAGUACAGAAACCUUGAAAUCCCUUUUUAAAAUCAUUUUGGAUAAAUCAAAAUGUAAAAUGGAGUCAUUUCCAUUUUGCCUAAAAGUGUUGACUAUAGGCAAUGGACUUUUCCUAGAGGGGCAAUUAGAACCUAUUCAUCAACACAAGUAUAUCAGGACACAUGAGAGACCUCCUUUGGAAGAUCAUUUCUACUUGGUGCUGAUGAAUUUAUGCCUUGCUUUUUUUCUAGAUGUCAGUUUUUAAAUUCCUUGGAUAUUUACAGAAGUAGAAAAAUGUUUAAUUUUUCUCAGUGCCACUAGCUGAAUUUUCAGAAGCUUAAUGGGAGUGCUAUAACAAGCCCUUAAUUUCAGUUUGACUUGUAGCUGAACUAAUUCCAUCUAAAUAAAUCUGUACUUUCAUUUUUUCAUCUCCUAUAGAAAGGAUUUGUUUCAUAUUAGCAAAAAUUGAAUCAGAGGCAAUAUUAGAGGAGAGGGCUUUAGAGUUAAUAUUACUCUAGGGCCCAGUUGAGACACCUUGAAAAGAAAUGGUGUCAAUUACAUGACUCACUGAGAGGAAUCUGAAAAUAUUUCUCUUUGAUUUAAUCAUUUGGUUUGAGCCAAGGAUUAUUAUCUUUCCCUUUUGCUCUUUUUUACCACCCUAUGUUUUUAACUGUAUGGAAUAUGUUUAUUAUCAGAAAAUGAAUGCAUUUUUGCAGAAAUUCUUUACAGAGUGUGGUUUACAGUGUGUGGUUCAAGUCCAUCAUUACCAAUAAAAGAUAACUGUUGAUAAAAACAGAAAAAGA